UUCAGUCAGUAUAGGUUCAAGUUGAUUUCGUCAGAAAUAAUGACAUUCAAAGCAGAAAUAGUCGGAGUAAUUACUCAACUGUAUCUACACAUUAAGUAUAGUUUGUUUACAUUGACAAGAAACCCGUUUACAUUGACAAGAGAACGUUAAAGUCAUUUAAUGUCGCCAGUCCAUGAAAAGCGUCCCAGUGUUCUUUAAAUAUUCCGACAACACUUGAAGGCGGCGUCAGUCUGCACUGCAUACGCGCAGUGGAGGAGAGGGAAGAUGGCGGAGAGUAAUGUCGAAGCAGAGCACGAAUGGAGCGAGCGGGGCCUGGACACGGCCGAGGACACACUGGUCGCAAUGGAAACCCUGCUGGCCACACUGAAAGCCUUCGAAGACGUGCUCAGGCAACAAGAAUUAUCGGCAGUGUCGUCGUCUGAGUACUGCGACAACUUCUGUCAGGCACUCAUGCAUUAUGCUGGAACCAGGAACUCCAUAGACCACGGGCUUCCUCUUCUCGAAGUCUACUGCCUUUCAAUAAACUGCUUUGCAGCGGCCCGCUCGCACCUCACCGUAGAGUCCGACAAAGUGACACUUGUUUUGAAGAGACUAGCUUUAAGCUGCUUUGAACUAUUUCUGUCAGUUCCUGAUAAUGAAAUCCCCUAUGAAGCCUGGAUCCAAUUCCACCACUCUGUUCAGAUUGCACAUGAUAUUUUGUUAGAGUAUGGGAGCACAGACCUCCAAGCUUUACUCCAGAUCACAGGAGAGGGGGGAGCAUGGAGCAAUCCUGUCCUCUCCGCCCUCCUCACCGGCCAGCCCACCAUCCAGCAAGAAGUCGACACCUACAUCAGCUUGGAGGGCGACGGCUUCAUGGAGAUGCGAGUGAAGCACUUAGAGAAGAUGGGUGAAGUGGCCAAAGCUGUGGUGCUGGCCAAAGCAUGCACCGAAUGCAGUGCUAUCUCGAACCAAGCUACCUUUUGCCAAACAUACAUCGCUCUGCUAUGCCAACUGCUCCCUAAUGAAGAAGCCAUAAUGGAGAUAUCCCGCCUGAACUGCAAGGAUGUCCUUGAGAUCACGUCAAACCUGGAGACUGAGGGCGAGGAGAACACAGGCUUUAUCUUAUGCACAACAUUCCUGACACAGCAGCUCCAGCAGGCCAGCCUUGACCAGUCCUGGGAGCUGACUCUUGUGUGGAGUAAACUGCAGAGGAAGAUCGACCCCUCGCUUGUGUCUCUUCUUGAAAGAUGCCUUCAACUAGGCGCCAUUGCCAAAACAGUGCAACAUUUGCUUUACCUUGUUCGUGUUAUUCAGACGGAGGCACAGGGAAUGGGGACCGCUGCUUCAGUAGAACUUGGUGUCAAAGCUCUCAGACUUCCGAAACAAGACGAUAUGGAAAUGAGAAUCGGCAUCUGUAAAGUAGUGUCGGGCCUCCUCCUAAACGAUCUGGAAGUGUUGCGUGCCUGCCAACUCACAGAGUUCCUACUCGCCCCCAGUCAGCAGGUCCUGAGCUGCCUCCAGGAGCUAUAUCUUCGCCCGGAUCAAAAGUACGAGCAGGAGAAUGGUGUCAUUCCCAACUCGCUGCGUUGUGAACUGUUUCUAGCACUGAAAGCGCACUGGCCCUUUGACCCUGAAUUUUGGGACUGGAAAGCCAUUAAGUAUCAGUGCAUCUCCCUUCUUGGGUUAAAGGCAGAGUCCGAAGAUGAGGACGAGGCACCGGGCAAUCAAGAAAGCGAGAAAUUACUGGUAGAUGAAAUUGAGCACAGAAACAUUUUAAACGGCGGCCUGAAAAAGGAACCUUGUCAUUUAGUUUCAGGAGAAGCGGACAUGAGGAGAAUCAAGCUCUGUUGUCGAAUUUGUAACAGGUCAUUCAGUGAAACUCGAAUUAUACACCACUCUAAGAGACACAUAGUGGACGACGGACAUCCGUGCCCCAUAUGCUUGCAGAAGUGGAAGAGCAGAAAGGAGCUCAUUCCCCACUUAAAACACCACAUUCAAAAUGAGACGCUCCUCCACAACAGUAGUGUCAUUGUAAAAAACAAGGAGUUGCCGAAGCCGCUGAAUGAGGACGAUGAGAUGGAACCGGGUGAGAUCACCAUCGACCCGUCUUUGAUCUUGUAUUACAGAUCCACACAUGAUCCCAAUGUUCUGCAGCACAUUGUCCAGCAGGCCAAAACUGUCAAAGACAAACACGUGGAUGAGGACGAGUUCAUCACGUUUGAUUACAUGACCCAACACUUCACUUUGCAGAAUCGUGAGGAGUACUUCUGUCCCGCAACUGAGUGCACUAGGGUUUUUCAACAUUCCAAGUACUUAUAUGUGCACUUAAAGUCCCACCACAAAAGCGACGAGAACGUGAUGCAUUUUCAUCAGAUGCGAGAGAAGCGGGAGAAGUGUGUCUUCUGUCGCCGCCAUUUUGUCUCUGCCUACCAUCACCGCAAACAUCGAAAGAUUCACUUCGGCGAGCACCCUUACAUGUGUGUGGUGAAGGAUUGUGGCGCCCGCUUUCAUUCUUCCAAUGAACUUCUGAUGCACAAACAGGUCCACGGUUAUCAGCUCAACUUCCAGUGUGAGCUCACAGGUUGCUACUUGGCAUAUUCCGACCUGGGGCAGCUUUAUCACCACGAGGCACAGCAUUUCAGGGAUGCUGCGUUCACAUGCACCAGCCCCAAAUGUAAAAAAUUCUACUUUUCCAAAAGGGAAUUCAUUGAGCAUUUAUCCACACAUGACAUUACUUUCUCUGAAAAGGACUUUGAAGCUCAGCGGAAAGCAAAGCAGAUGAUCUUCCAGGCUGAUCUGGAAAGGGUAACUUCUGUUAACAAGCCUGUAACUACAGAAGGGAGUGUCAAUGGGGAUGACCAGAAAGCUUCCUCGGGUAGUUGCACUCCUUAUCAACCAUCUGCCAGCACAGAGGGCAAAGCUGUAGUGACUCUGGUAGCAAUGUGCUUCGAUGGAAGCAAGUUCACCUGCGGAUUUGAGAAGUGCGGUAUGACUUUCUCCAGAGCUCGAGAUGUCCAAAGGCACCUGAAACACGCCCACCCAGAUCACCUUAAACUGGAGAACAAAGAGCACAAACAUGACAAGGAGCAGGGCUCAAAGUCCAAAAAGAUCAAAAUUGAAAUUGAGUCGGACAAUGAAGAAGAUCACAACCAACUCUCAGCUCUGUGCUCACCCAUGGACAACGGGACAGGGACAUUGAUUGCUCCUUCUAAAAACAACAGAACAAGCCUGGCUAAAAAUGAUCUUCUUAAAGAUAUUCUCAUCAGAUUCAAUAAACUGGACCUCAAUUCGUUGUCCCCGCCAAGCGUACCACAUAAGUCCAUCCAGGAAGCAAAUGCAUCCCUUCACCGGUCUGUUGUAGAAAACCAACCCAUUGUUUUGCUUUCUAAAGCAUCCAAUGAAAAUAUAACUAGCUUAGCGGAAAAUAGCUCUGCUCACAAAGUAGAAAGUGUUGUCGUGGAAACGCUAGCAAACGCUAAGCCUUACACUUGCGAAAUAGGGAAAUGUAGGUUCCGGAGUGCACAGAGCUACAGCUUGCUGCGCCACUAUGUCUCCAUACAUGGGCGCACGCAGGAACAGGCUAAAGCGAUGACUAGUUUGAAGACCACAUCCUUUAAGCCCUUUAUAUGUCAGCUGUGCUCCAAGUGUCAUCGAGAAAAACAAGGCUUGAGGGCCCAUUAUAUUCACAUCCAUAAGCUCAGUGCCAGUUUGGUGGACAAAUUAAAGAGUAAAUCUUCAAAAUCCACAAUCCCACAGAGCUUUAACCCAAAGAUGAAGCUAGAGGUCCCGAGUGUGGAACGUGAGGAGACAAAAUCCAGUGACAUUGAGCAAAAUCCUUGUAUAGCUGCUCCAUCUUUGGCUGUUAAUGGCACUCGAGAGGAAGCCAAGGAAGAACGUGAGGAUGGAGCUACACCCCAGCUCAGAACAAGACGUUUGGUAGCCAAAAGUAAUCUCUGUUACAUACUUGAUAAAUUAGGCAAGCCCUUUCACUGCGUGGCGAAAAACUGUGAGGCAGCCUUUUCCACACAGGGAGGUCUCGUGCGCCACCUGCAACUUGUACACCACUAUAAACGUUCUCAGCUCUUGUUGGAGAAAGACCUUGAAAUGCAACAGCACUACCCUGAAGUGAAAAAGGAGAACAGUAAGAAAAGCAGCCCUUACCCAAACUUGGAUGAACCUAAACCCCAAUUCAAAUGUCAGUUUGCCAAAUGCAGCGCCUCCUACCACCUCAAAAGCAGCCUGGCCCGUCACACCCGUAUGGCACACUCUCAAAUGCCAGGGAUGAUUAGGUGCAAGUAUGAGGGCUGCACAAAAGUGUUCAGCAGCAACGAUUCGCUGAAAAAGCACACCUUUUACCGACACUGCCAAUACUACGACUCGCUGGUGGUUCGGCUCCAGAGCACCCAUAAGAAAUCUGUUACAGGAUGCCAAAAGAAGCUUAUCGUUACACCUAAAAAUCCUGUCAAAGAACUAGUUCCACAUCCAACAUCUGCAAAAAAGCGUACCCAGCCUAAGUCAGAGGACGUGUGCAAAAACAUUAAGGAGGAAAAGAGGGAGUCUAGGCCUAAAAAGUCCAAACCUUUAAGCACUUAUGUUUUCAAGUCUCAUGAAGAAGCGCUACAGAUGUGCCAAGACCGUUCUUUGCGUGCGGCCUACCCGUGCAUGGUUCAAGACUGUGACUCUGUCGUCAUGUAUGUGAGGAGCUUGUUCCGCCAUUACGAUGUCAUCCACCACAUAUGUCGCAAAGAUGUCCAAGAAAAUGCCGAUAAGCUCCUUUCCAAUGCAGAGCAGCUGGAGGAACUGAUUCAGAGAAAGUCAGCCAGGCCAACGGUCACUGGUGCGGACAACCCUGAUGGAGUUUGCAAAAUGGAGUAUCAGCCAGAGCUGGACAAGUCAGAGGAGUUGCCUGAACCUGUGAGCCUGCACUCCGUCAAAGACGAGGAGGCGGAGAAGGAGGAAGCUGCUCAUCCUGAACCUCUGGGAUUCCCAGACGAGGUGGAGGAGCCGCCACAUCUUGAGAGAAGUGGUGUCCUGGUUGGGGCAGAUGAUGUUCUGUAUGGAGAACCAAGUACUGGCAGUCACGCGGAGGACUCUGUUGUCACAGUGAAGAGUGAUCACACACAAGUGGAGAAGUUGACCUUGGACAAGACGAAAGCCCUCCUUCGUCCCCUUACGAUAGAUCUCUCACUGCCGUGUUCUGUACUCUUUAACACCGACGACGCCCUCCAAGAUACCCUCAGCAGCAAAGAGUCUGGUAAAAUUGUGGAAGAGUCUUCAGCUUUGCCCGCUCCCGUCCGACAGCCUCUUAAACGCAAAAAUGAGCUCUCUGUGCAGCCAUCAAAUGUAAAAGACCCCCAGCUGCUUCCAUCUGCUCCUCGUUCUUUUGACAUCACCACUUACAAGCCCAUUGGCUUCGAGGUGUCAUUUCUUAAGUUCAUCGAAGAGACGACCCCUAAAGAAAAAAGCCCGACGGCGGUAAAACGGCGAGACUCGUUCAGGCACAGUUGUUCUGUCAAAGAGAACAACCAGCUGGGAAUCAAGCUUACCCGCAGCAGGCGCAGUCAUUCGUCGUCGCACAAGUCCCAGGCUUCCACCAAGGACUUGCCAUCAGUCAGAAACUUGAAGUCCAUCCUGGACAAAGCCCUCGCUGGGUGCGGGGACCUGGCCAUUAAGCAGCUCCAGUACCUCAGACCUGUGGUGGUCCUGGGUAAGCCUGUUUGCACUGCCACCCUGCCUCACCUCUUCUCAUCAGACCCCAACAACAGCAAACUGCUUCUAGAAAGCCAAGUUUAAUCGUGCACUUUGUUUGUUUUUUUUUUAUUAAGUUCAAGUGUUUUCCUUCCUCUCUGAUUUGACUAUCAUGUUUUUCUUGCUUAGGUUGCCAAAUGGAAUACUUUUGCAGAAUUGCAGAACAAUAAAAUGUAAGCUUUGAUGCAUAUCAAAUGCAAUAUUUUUUUUAAGAAGUCUUCCACUUCUACUUCAUAUUGGCUUGUGCAUACUGCCGUGUGUAUAUAUAGUAGUGCUUCAACAUAUGUACAGAUUUACACAUUGUUAGAAAUGGCCUGUGUGAAAAUGUGAUGGAUAAAAACCCUCCCAACUCCCAACAAAAUCUCUUAAAGAAUGUUUGGUACUUUCUCACUUAAGUUCAUAUUACAUCAGUGUGACAUUGCAGUGGACAGAGCUACUGUAGAUAAACCUGUGUGUACCUUUCUAAUAAAUGUAAAUAUUAUUAAAUA
Doryrhamphus excisus (bluestripe pipefish) is the source of this 6215-nucleotide messenger RNA. It is a transcript of the gene rlf, whose product is annotated as RLF zinc finger. Gene Ontology annotation, cellular component: nucleus. The record is from RefSeq and is a predicted model, not a curated record. Lineage: Eukaryota; Metazoa; Chordata; Actinopteri; Syngnathiformes; Syngnathidae. Gene Ontology annotation, molecular function: DNA binding; DNA-binding transcription factor activity, RNA polymerase II-specific. Gene Ontology annotation, biological process: regulation of transcription by RNA polymerase II.